This is a messenger RNA of Lactuca virosa, 674 nucleotides long. Lineage: Eukaryota; Viridiplantae; Streptophyta; Magnoliopsida; Asterales; Asteraceae. The record is from the annotation of a GenBank genome assembly.
AUGGUAACCGGACACAUUUUGGGAGCAGCAUUGACGAUUGUAUUUCCAGCGGUUUUAGCACACCAUGGGGAAACUGAUUUGCUAUCGAAACUUGAAGGGUUGUAUACAUUUGGGCAACCUAGGGUGGGAGAUAAACGAUUUGGUGAAUUCAUGAAAGAGGUGUUGGUAAAUCAUGGAUCGAGGUACCUUAGGUUUGUGUAUUGCAAUGAUUUGGUGCCUAGAGUGCCCUUCGAUAGUUCUGACCUUUUGUUCAAACAUUUUGGUGACUGCCAUUAUUACAAUAGCUUCUACAAGGGACAGGUGCUUGCUGAAGAACCUAACAAGAACUAUUUCUCGAUAUUGGCUUUUAUUCCCAUGUUUGCUAAUGCAUUCUGGGAGUUAUUGAGGAGCUUCAUCAUUUAUUAUCAAAAUGGACCAGAGUACAGUGAAACCUUUACUUGUCGAGGUUUGGAGAGUGAUCGGACUUCUGAUUGCUGGAUUACCGGCUCAUGGUCCGCAAGAUUAUGUGAAUCUUACUAGACUGGGUUCGCCUGAACUCUUCAAGCUCUCAUCGCAUGACAAGUCAACCAAUGGUGUAAAAUAAAUGCUACCGAUCAAUGACAAGGAGUUUCUGGUUAAAAACAUGCUAGAAAAUGCACUAAGAAUCGAUAAGAAGAAAACCAUUUGCAGAAGCA